AUGGAAAAUAUCGAAUCGAUUGAUAAUGUUCAAUCCAUUAUGUCUAUGUAUAGACCUUUGAAGAAGCUCAAAAUUAGCCCAUCGUCACAACAUAAUAACCUUAGAUCAAGUGGAGACGGGGUGGAGCCUGCAGCUCAGAGGAUUAGAGCAUGUGGGUACGAAUCACAGUUUCGUUUUCCUUUUGCUCUAGAUGAUCCUCCAUCAAGUAAUUGUCACAUUAAUUGGCAAUCACUUACUCAAAAUCAAACUAUGAUUUCUUUUGCACCUCAAAGUUGCUUUAAUCAGUGUCGAAUCACUAACAGUGGGACGAGGACGACUACGAUGAUGAAUGUUUAUGGCAUUAUCUCCUCCCCUGCACCUAAACGGUACAGGGGAGUGAGACAACGCCAUUGGGGAAAAUGGGUAGCAGAGAUUCGCCUUCCUCGUAAAAGAACUAGACUUUGGUUAGGCACGUUUGAAAGUGCUGAAGAAGCUGCUUUUGCUUAUGAUGUCGAGGCAUUUAGGCUCAGAGGAACAGAUGCGCGUCUUAAUUUCCCACAUCUGUUCCUCGGAGACCUGGCCCCGACUGAUAAUAACAUAGACAAGACUAACUCAGCAUCGUCAAGCAGUACUUCAUUCGCGAAAAUUCCUUCUCAAAUCCAAAACAAUAAACGGUGCAUCAGGCAAUGUCCGAACAAAAACAGGGUACCUUCAGCUGUGGAACAGAGUACCUCUGUUUUAGACAAAGAAAUAAGGAUGCAAGAUAAGGCCGCGUACAAUAAACCCUUGUGGUAUGACCCUUCCCAGGACUCUGUGCAUAACGAGGGCUUAGUGCACCAGACUUUCCAAAUAAAGAUGUUAGAUGGGAGCGAUUUUUAUGAAUCGACACCAAAAUAUACUUGUAGUAUACAACAAGAAAAUAGUGAUAUAUGGAAAAAUGUACUUCAAUCUAGUCCAUUUGGGAAUUACAGUAUUUGCACUGAUGAUAAUUUGCAGCAACAACAGCAGCAGUGUGAUUUCACUAUUACUGAUCCAGGCUUCGGGGAUGAUGUUUUCAACUUUUCCUCCAAACUCCUAGAAUAG
Molecule: messenger RNA, 1062 nt
Organism: Solanum stenotomum
Lineage: Eukaryota; Viridiplantae; Streptophyta; Magnoliopsida; Solanales; Solanaceae
Product: ethylene-responsive transcription factor RAP2-13-like
Exons: 1
Coding region: 1-1062 (353 amino acids)
Biological process (GO): regulation of DNA-templated transcription
Molecular function (GO): DNA-binding transcription factor activity; DNA binding
Source: RefSeq, a predicted model, not a curated record